Molecule: messenger RNA, 3848 nt
Organism: Ananas comosus (pineapple)
Lineage: Eukaryota; Viridiplantae; Streptophyta; Magnoliopsida; Poales; Bromeliaceae
Product: pentatricopeptide repeat-containing protein At1g06710, mitochondrial
Exons: 3
Coding region: 262-3306 (1014 amino acids)
Molecular function (GO): protein binding
Source: RefSeq, a predicted model, not a curated record
UAAACCCAGUAUCCUUUAUUCUCCCCUCCAGUUCCCCUUGCUCUGCUCUCUUUUCUAGGGUUUAUGGAAACCCCAACCACCAAAACCUGAACCAUUCAUGGGGCUGCUCUCAUCUCCUCCUCCCCACUCCUCUAAACCCUACUCCGAGCUCUCCAAUCGCACCCCAAUCCCACGAUCACAUCCCCACCGUCCCUCCCCAAACCCUAGAAUCCCCCACCUCACCUCCUCCGCCGCCGCCGCCGCCGCCGCCGCCGCCGCAGCAUGAGGCGACGCGCGGCGGCGCUCGUCCUCUCCCGCUCGUCGCCGCUCUCCCCCUUCGCCGGAGCCGCCCCUCCGUUCCCGCCGCACAAAUCCGGGUUCUCCCGCGCGAAUCCGUUCAAAAGGCCCCGCCUUUGUGCCCUCCUCUGCUGCAGUGGCACCUGCUCCUCUUCUUCCUCCCCCGAUGAUGAUUUGAGUGGCUUGGUCGAUCCUGAGUUCUCUGAUCCGUCGAACGGAGACUCACGCGGUCGAGGGAGCCAUCACGGGGGCUCCGUCUCGGCCAAAGACUUCGCCUUUUUGCAGGAAGCGGCGGCGGAGCGGAGCUCAACUGAUUUGGGCGAGUUCUCUCCUGAGGGCGUUUUGAUCUCCAAGGCGAUUAGGGCUAGCGGAACCGACUUUGAUAGCAAAACCGAGAAGUUGUUAAGGCGAUUCAGAGAGAAAAUAGAUGAAUCGAUAGUGAUCGAUGUGCUCAGGCUCGUGAAAGUUCCGGAACUGUGCAUCAAAUUCUUUACCUGGGCCGGCCGCCAAAUUGGGUAUGCUCAUACGGGCGCGACAUAUGAUGCGCUAAUCAAAAUUUUGGGUUUUGAUGAGAAAAGCAGAGUCGCCAAUCAGCUUCUACGCGAGAUUGGAGAUGAUGACCGUGAAGUGCUCGUCAAAUUGCUUAAUGUAUUGGUUAGGAAAUGUUGCCGUAACGGGCUUUGGAAUGAAGCCUUAGAGGAGCUCGGAAGGCUUAAAGACUUUGGUUUUAGGCCAUCCAAGGUUACAUAUCAUGCUUUAAUUCAAGUUCUUUUAAGUGCCGAGAGAUUGGAUAUGGCUUUCUUAGUUCAUAAGGAGAUGUCGGACUCAGGUUUUUGUAUGGACAGGUUCACUAUGGGGUGCUUUGCCCACUCUUUGUGCAAAGCCGGGAGGUGGGUCGAAGCUCUCAACAUGAUAGAGAGAGAAGAUUUCACGCUCGAUACGGUUCUAUGCACUCAGAUGAUAAGUGGGUUGUUGGAGGCUUCUCUUUUUGAAGAAGCCAUGUCUUUCCUUCAUAGGAUGCGGUCUAACUCGUUCGUCCCGAAUGCGAUAACUUAUAGAACGUUACUAUCCGGGUUUCUGAGGAAGAAGCAGCUUGGUUGGUGUAAGAGAAUCAUUAAUAUGAUGAUCACCGAGGGUUGUAAUCCGAGCCCAUCCCUGUUUAAUUCCCUUGUUCAUGGUUAUAGCAAAAGUGGAGACUAUGAUUAUGCUUAUAAGCUGCUAAAAAAAAUGGUGGCUUGCAAUUGCCCUCCGGGUUAUGUGACUUAUAAUAUAUUUAUUGGGAGUAUAUGCGGUAGUGAUAAAUUACCGAGUUUGGACUUAUUGGACUUGGCAGAGAAAGCUUAUUACGACAUGCUUAAUGCGGGCGUUGUUCUCAAUAAGGUGAAUGUUUCUAAUUUUGCUCGAUGUCUAUGUGGGGUUGGAAAGUUUGAUAAGGCAUUUGAGAUCAUAAAGGAGAUGAUGAAGAAGGGGUUCGUACCUGAUACUAGCACGUACUCCAAAGUCAUUGGUUUUCUUUGCGAAGCUUCUAAGGUGGAGAAGGCUUUCCUUUUGUUUGAGGAGAUGAAGAGGACGGGUGUCGUUCCCGAUGUUUAUACCUACACUAUUUUAAUUGAUAGCUUUUGUAAGGUUGGACUCAUCCCACAAGCGCGAAUUUGGUUCGAGGAAAUGGAGAGAGGUGGAUGCAACCCAAAUGUGGUGACUUAUACGGCACUUAUACAUGCUUAUUUGAAGGCUAAGCAAAUUUCUGAGGCAAACGAUCUUUUCGCGAGAAUGGUCGGCGAUGGAUGCCUCCCUAAUGUAGUGACAUACACUGCAUUAAUCGAUGGCCUUUGCAAAGCUGGUGAAUUUCAAAAGGCAUGCAAUAUAUACUCCAAAAUGAUUGGGGUUAUUCAAACUGCGGAUAAUGAUAGACACUUCGAAGAUGACAAUUUUGACUCCUUAGAGCCAAAUGUCUUUACUUACGGAGCAUUGGUGGAUGGUUUGUGUAAAGCCCAUAAAGUAGUCGAGGCCCGCGAUUUACUCGAUACAAUGUCAUCUAAAGGUUGUGAGCCAAAUCAUGUCGUUUAUGAUGCUCUUAUCGACGGCUUCUGCAAGGCCGGAAGGCUCGAUGAUGCACAAGAGGUUUUUGUGAGAAUGACUCAACGUGGUUAUAUGCCUAAUGUUUAUACGUACAGCUCCUUGAUUGAUAAGAUGUUUAAGGAUAAAAGACUUGAUCUUGCUUUGAAGGUCCUCUCUAAAAUGUUAGAGAGCUCUUGUGCGCCUAACGUUAUUACUUACACUGAGAUGAUUGACGGGCUCUGCAAAGUGGGAAAAACUGAGGAGGCUUUGAAGCUUUUAUCGAUGAUGGAGGAGAAAGGCUGUAACCCUAAUGUUGUAACUUACACUGCAAUAAUAGAUGGGUUCGGUAAAGCAGGUAAAAUCGACAUGUGUCUUAAGCUAUUCGAGCAGAUGACAACAAAGAGUUGUGCUCCAAAUUUUGUUACUUACCGGGUUUUGAUCAGCCAUUGUUGUGCCGCUGGGCUUUUGGAUGAGGCCCACAAACUGCUCGAGGAAAUGAAGCAGACAUACUGGCCGAGAUAUGUAGCAGGUUAUAGCCAUGUGAUUCAAGGGUUUAGUAAGAAGUUUAUCGCCUCGCUUGGGCUUUUAGAAGAAGUGGCUACUUAUAGUGCGGUGCCCAUUGCUCCUGCUUAUAGUAUGCUUAUUGAUAGUUUCUCCAAAGCUGGUAGGCUGGAGGUAGCACUGGAAUUGCACAAAGAGAUUAUGGAAACGGCACAAUGUCCGGCAGUUGCUAGCAAAAACAUGUAUGCAUCAUUAAUUCAAGGGUUUUGUUUGGCGUUGAAGGUUGAAAAAGCUUUCGAAUUGUACAGUGAGAUGAUAAGGAGGGGACUUGUGCCUGAUUUGGCCAUCCUCUUUUGCCUCAUCAAGGGACUCUUAAGAGUUAACAAGUGGGAUGAAGCACUCCAACUGUGUUAUAGCAUACACCACAAUGGCAUUAUCUGGCAUGAUAGCAAACGCUUUGAUGGUGGCUAGGGUGUUCUUUUCUUUUUCUGUCUCCUCAUAGCGGCAAUGGCUGCUUCCCAUAUAAGCCAUCGGAUAUAAGCACUACAAUGCAAGUGGAAUUUGGUUAUAGGAAAAAGAGAGAGAGAUGGAGCGCUACUGCUUUGUUAGGGUGGUUUAGCAAAAGUCGCCUCAAAGAGGAUCCAAUAUGCGAACGGAUCUUUCCCGUCGAAUGGCAUCCUCUUACUCAGUUGAUGAUCCCAACUCUUGAUCAUGUGGCGCAUAUCCUCUCCUUUCGCAAAGGGCAUUCUUGGCUCGGUUUGGACUUCCGGAGACGAUUUGUUUGGGUAGUGUUGUGCAGGAAAUUACUAACAGCUUUUUCAUCAAAAUUCCCUCAACAGCUUCACAGUAGAGUUGAAGCAGAAGCUUCAAGUUGUCAAUUUCUGGUUUCGCACCCACGGCAAAAGCAUUUUAAUCAACCAAUUCGUGGCCGUGCUUUUCAUAGUAGAGAAAUCGUUCUAGAAGCCAAGGCCAAACUAGCAGCCACUAAGAAAUUACCAAUUUUCCGAAUAUGA